This is a messenger RNA of Fomitiporia mediterranea MF3/22, 1605 nucleotides long. Its product is annotated as alpha-amylase. Gene Ontology annotation, biological process: carbohydrate catabolic process. The record is from RefSeq and is a predicted model, not a curated record. The transcript has 11 exons. The coding region runs from base 1 to 1605 and encodes 534 amino acids. Gene Ontology annotation, molecular function: alpha-amylase activity; calcium ion binding. NCBI's taxonomy places the organism in Eukaryota, Fungi, Basidiomycota, Agaricomycetes, Hymenochaetales, Hymenochaetaceae.
AUGUUCCCUUUCACACAACUCUCGCUUUCGUUGAUCUCUCUUUUGCUCCUCCAAUAUCUCCCCUCAGCAUACACUGCCAAUGCCGACGCUUGGCGAACCCGCUCAAUCUACCAGAUCAUUGUUGACCGCUAUGCGCUUCCUAAAGGUGCUGACACGACCGCCUGUGAUCCUGCACAGCAGACCUGGUGUGGUGGGACUUGGAAUACAAUCCGAGAAAAUCUCGACUAUAUCCAGGACGCCGGAUUCACCGCCAUUUGGAUCAGCCCUGUAUCAAAGAACUAUGAGGGCCCGCGCACCCCAUACGGCGAUCCAUACCAUGGCUACUGGAUUUCUGACGCGUCCCAGCUCAACGACAAAUUCGGUACCGCAGAUGACCUCAAAGGCCUGUCUGAUGAUUUGCACAAGCGCGGCAUGUAUCUCAUGGUUGAUGUCGUUGUGAACAACGUCAUGUCACUUAGCAACACGAGCAUGGAUUACCAGUCCUUCCUCUUCAAAGAACCUCAAUACUACCAUCCUUAUUGCCCCGUCGACUUUAGUAACGAUACAAGUGUGCAGAUGUGCUGGCUUGGCGACACUAACGUCUACCUCCCGGAUGUGAAGACUGAGGAUCCUUUCGUUGUGUCGACAUACAACAGCUGGAUCCAGCAACUUGUCCAGGAGUUUAAUAUUGACGGUUUGCGGAUUGACGCGGCUAAGCACGUCAAUAACGGUUUCUGGCCAGGCUUCUGCUCAAGUGCGGGUGUCUUCUGUAUUGGCGAAGUCUUCGAUGCCGAUCCUGCCCAAGCUUCUCAAUACCAAGGUCCAACUGCACUCGACUCCAUUUUGCACUAUCCUAUGUACAACGCUCUUACUGCAGCAUUCACUAUUCCCGGUACCCAGAAUAUGAGUGCAAUGCCGGACAUGAUUUCACGGUCUGCGUCACUCUUUAAGGAUCCAACGCUUCUGGGAAACUUCCUGGAGAACCAAGAUGUACCUAGAUGGGGUAACCUGAGCGUGGAUCCUCAGAGCAUGUACAACGCAAUGACCUUCACCUUCAUGUCGGAUGGAAUCCCUAUCGUUUACUAUGGGCAAGAGCAGGGCUUCCAUGGCUCUUCGGAUCCUUUUAACCGUGAGCCUCUCUGGCCGUCUGGUUAUGCCAAUACGACCAGUUACCAGUUGGUCUCUACCUUGAAUCAGUUCCGUAACUUCCUCGUGAAUACGUCCGACUUUGCGACACAGCCGAUGAAGGUUUUGGCUUCGAAUGAUGCUGCUCUUGCGAUUAACAAGGGCAAUGUCAUUUCCGUCGUCACUAAUGUCGGGUCACCUGUGCGUGCAUUACACGCUCAUAUCGUCGUUGCCUUCGUCGCCACCAGAAUUCUGGAAUGCAGACAAGUUGCUGUCGGAAGUGGCGGCGCUAUGCUAGUUGACUACUCCAAGGGAGGAAAGCCAAUGGUCUUCUUCCAGGAGAGCAUGAUGAGUGGGACUGGUCUCUGUGGCUACCCAGGCUCAAACAAGUCAACGCUCGCAGGACUUGGGAGCUCGUCUGCUGCUGUUCAGUCGGUCAGAUGGGGCCCUUUAGCAGUCGGAUUAGCAGUUGGGAGUUUAGGAUCUCUGCUUCUCUUUUAA